AUGCUCUCAUUCUUGCUCCACGGAGAACUUCUGAUGUUCACUCCUAAAUAUCCCUAUGCUGUACCAGCUACUAUAGCUCCCGUAGAGGCGGUGAAAGGAGUUUUACCAUGGUUGAGCGCUAUACUCCUCACAGUGAGAAGCUUGAAACUUGGUCAGGGUGGCUUGAUAUUUCUUGGCGCACAAAAUGGAUUUCACAAUAACUUAAUCAUUGACUGUCUACUGAUCACCUUAGUAAUGAUUUUUAUGCCAUUCUUUUACUCGCUAUUUCAUAUCAUCGCUAUAGACUCGUAUAUCUUGGAGAUGGUGAAUGGUGAUAUUAGCAAAGUGAAAGCUGUCGGUAAGUACCUAAAACAGGCUUACUUCUAGCG
Molecule: messenger RNA, 368 nt
Organism: Cylicostephanus goldi
Lineage: Eukaryota; Metazoa; Nematoda; Chromadorea; Rhabditida; Strongylidae
Source: the annotation of a GenBank genome assembly